Camelina sativa (false flax) is the source of this 2731-nucleotide messenger RNA. The record is from RefSeq and is a predicted model, not a curated record. NCBI's taxonomy places the organism in Eukaryota, Viridiplantae, Streptophyta, Magnoliopsida, Brassicales, Brassicaceae.
UGUGAGGAGGUUGUUCAAUUGGAUUCCCUUCCCUUCCUGGAGAGACUGAUGAAAUCAACUCUUCUGUAUAGAUUUGAGGACUCGAAGACACUGAAGAUACUGAGAGAAAUUUUCUCCUUAUUGUCUAGAGGGAAGUACUCAUAUGCACCAUACAUCCAACUCUUAAUAUGUCACUCUCAGUUUACACCAACUAUCAGUUCUCUCUCCAUGUCACCCUCACACACUGGUGAAUUAUUCAGGCCUGUUUCCAGCAUCCUUAAACAUCUUAUCAUCUCAAGUCCGAAUUCUGUUGGGAGUUAAAAGUUCUCGUUUUGAAGCACCUUACUAUGCGAGGCAGUUAGAAAUUGUCAAACUUCUCAGAGUGCUGCUCUCCAAAUGUGGAAAAGAUUCAGGCAUCAAUCUCAAAGAACUGCACUUUCUUCUUUUGUGUUCUUAUGGUGCAACUCUGAGCGAAAUCGACUUGGAGAUCUACAAGCUGAUGCAUGAUAUCAAGUUGGUUGAUGUCGAACACACGCUGAAUGUUUCUGAAACAGAUUGUUUGUGGGGUAAAGCUGCCUUGAAAAUAAGAGAGGCACUGCGUUUAUCUCAGGACGCAUCUGAUGUUGGUGAAGCUGAAUUAUUGGAAGAUGUCCGCCAGAGUCUUUUCAAAGAGAAUCUUUGUGUUGAUCCCAAAAUAUGUGCUCGAACUGUUUUGUUUUUUCCUUAUCAACGAACUACAGAGGUAUCGGAUAAUUUACACCUAUAUGAUUAUCCAAUAAAUGAGAAAUGUUCACCUGGUAUGGAGGACAUUGAACGCUAUGAUCCGGUUUUCAUCUUGCGCUUCUCGAUAGACACAUUGUCUAUUGGAUACAUUGAACCUGUAGAAUUCGCCAGCUUAGGCUUGCUUGCAGUUGCAUUUGUGAGCAUGUCUUCAGCAGAUCUUGGGAUGAGAAAAUUGGGCUAUGAAACUCUUGAAAUAUAUCUGGAUGCCCUUGAGAGUUGUAGGAAAAACAAGCAUGUAACAGGGCUUAGGCUUCUGCUGAUGUAUGUACAAAAUGGAGUUGAGGAACCAUGGCAAAGAAUCCCAACUGUUUCUGCUAUUUUUGCUGCUGAAGCAUCUCUGAUAUUGUUGGAUCCUUCUCACGAACAUUAUGUUCCCAUAAAUAAACUUUUGAAGAGCUCAUCUACACUGAAGCUGAGGGGAAUACCUUUGUUUCACGAUUUUUUCUGGAGCAGCACUGUUAACUUUAGAUCACAGAGAUUUUGGGAACUACGUCUAGUGUGUGCAGGCUUGAAAUCAGAUGAAGAUGCUCAAAUUUACAUUAGAAACUCCAUCCUCGAGACAGUGAUGAGUUUUUCUUCAUCCCCUCUUGCUGAUGAUGAAACUAAAGGACUAAUCCUUCAGGUUGUGAGGAAGUCGGUCAAAUUCCAUAAGAUGGCCCGGCAUCUAGUUGAAAACUGUGGUCUGUUUUCAUGGUGUUCAGCAUUUAUCUCAACGUUUACUACAAAGCCCACUGGAGACGAAGAUUUGCGCUUGGUAGUUAUCUUGGAGGUCAUAACUGAUGUUCUCGCCUCCAGAAACGUUACAGAGUGGUUGCAACGAUGUGGCCUUGAAGGGCUAAUGGAAAUCUCAUCGCGUUUAUACAGACUUUUAGGUGGUGGACUGGUAUCAGUACAAGAAAAUGGUACUUCAGUUGAUUUAAUUUUGCAGAUACUAUCAGCUACUCUGAAGAUUUCACAGAAACGAAAAAUGUACCAGCCACAUUUCACCAUCACAAUCGAGGGAAUAUUCCAACUCUUUGAGGGUGUUGCUAAUUCUGGUUCUCCUCAAGUCGAAGCUAGUUCAGAGCAUGGGCUCAUUACUAUACUAAUGAGCAGCCCGCCAGUUGACAUAAUUGACAUGGACGUGGACAAGUUGAGAAGGUUUCUUUUGUGGGCGACCUCCACAGCCUUAAAGAGUGACCAUAAAAGGGUAUCUAAACCUAGUGAGACUCAUCAAGAUUCUAAAAAACUCACAGAAGAACCACAAGAGGAGACUAUGGUAGCAAAGUUUCUACGCUGGCUGUUGGCUUCAGUGAUUCUUGGGAAGCUUUAUUCGAAAUCUAAUCAUUCGGACCCGACAGUCUUAAGUAAAACCAAGUCAGAAACUUUGUUGAAUUCGUUAGAAUACUUCAAGAAAAGGAAUCUCGAAGACAGCAUGAAAAAUUCAGAGCACAUAAUAGGGGAAGUAAUCGUGUAUCUCCAAAAGCAUCUUCUGUGUACAAACUACGGGGUUCUUCUUCCUUCUGUUGUAUUUGCACUUUCUCUCAUGCUUCUUCACAAUGACCUCGGGACGGAAGAUCCCAAUGACGAUUACAAGCUCAUCAAAUCUUUGUGUUCUAAAAUUAGUAGUCCUCUUGAGGCUAAUCCGGGCUGGAGAUGGUCAUAUUUUCAAGCGUGGUGGGAUCUUUCAUCAGAACAAGCCACAGAUCUGGAAAAUAUUGAUGAACUUCAUGCGUGCCAACACCUUUUGCUGAUAUUCUCUGAUAUGCUUGGAGAAACGCCAGGGGAAUCUCAACAGGUGUUGCUUCGUAAAGAUUUUGACAUCUCCCAUGUAUUAGAAUGGGAGAGAAGUUUAGUCGAGACCUAGUCAUUGACUUUGUAGGAUUGUUUUAUCCAAUUCAAUCAGUUUUGUUAUAUCAAUGACAAAAGUUGUUAUUGAUUCAUUCACAACAAUGUUCAGUUUUGUUGUAUCUAUGAGAAAUAUUAUGGA